Molecule: messenger RNA, 1468 nt
Organism: Lucilia cuprina (Australian sheep blowfly)
Lineage: Eukaryota; Metazoa; Arthropoda; Insecta; Diptera; Calliphoridae
Gene: Hpf1
Product: histone PARylation factor 1-like
Exons: 1
Coding region: 104-1420 (438 amino acids)
Biological process (GO): regulation of protein ADP-ribosylation; DNA damage response
Cellular component (GO): nucleus
Molecular function (GO): poly-ADP-D-ribose binding; histone binding
Source: RefSeq, a predicted model, not a curated record
AUCUGGUAACACUAUAAAAACAACAACUUUUUUGCACAUUUUUUGCUUUGCAAAUUUGGGAAACUUGUGAAAUAUUUAAGAAAAUUUGCAAUUACCCAAAGUAAUGCCAAAAGAAGAUUGUAAAUAUUGGGACAAAUGUUACCAGAAAAAUCCUGCCCAUUUGGAUAAAUACAACCAUCCCAAAAAGGAAGAAUCUAAAGCUGAAGAGAAAACUUCGCCCAAAAAGGAGGCAACAAAGGCAGCACCAAAACGCAGAUCCUCAGAAAUGGAGAAGCCAGCUAAAACUGAAGAAACCGUUGAGAAAUAUGAAGGGAAAGAAGAUAAACCUAAAUAUGAAACUGAUGAUUUGAAAAAGGAAGCUUUAAAUAAUAUAAGUGGAAGAGAUUGGAUGGCUAUGCUGCAGCAACGUAUUAAACUGUCCGAACAGCAGGAAUAUGAUAAUUUGCUUAAAACUAAUGAAUUUUUGCGUCACAAAUUUUUGGUGGAAAUGCCGCCAGAUUUCUAUGCUUUCUGGAAGUUUUUAGAACAGUUUAAAAAAGAUUUAAAGGGGGAGAAAUUGUUGGAUUAUGUAGAGAAAACAUUUCAACUGGUGUUGGUGGGACCAUUUGAAUUUUUGGCGGGAAAAUUUGAUAAGGCCAAAUUGCACGAGCCAGGAGAUUAUCUGCGACAUUGGCGUUUUUAUUAUGAUCCACCAGAGUUUCAAACUAUAUUCGUUCGCAAGGGAACGGGUAUACACUAUGGCUAUUGGCGUGAUGAUCCCCAUGAUAAGGAAACUUUACUUAUUGCACGUAAUGAUGCUACUAAAGGUUAUGAAUUUGAAUUUGUAGCAGGCAAUGCGUUUGAGGCCUUUUUGUACUAUUUGGAUAAAGAUUUUCAAGGUACACCCUUUACAGCGACCACAGUGUCUAAUGUAAAGAAAUCUUUACAGAAAUUCAUAGAAACCAAUGAGGUGAAAUUGGAAACUAUGGAAAAAUUGCGUAAAGCACGCAGCACAAAAGUUGUGUGCAAAACUUUCCACCGUGCCGGCAUAGUGGUGCCCUUCGAGAAUAAAACCCAAUUGGGUUAUAGGCCUUUAAUUGAAAGUGAUGCUGAAUUAAAGAAAAUUCUAAAACUAUUUGAAACGGCUGGUUCGUCUAAGGACAAUAAAGAUGAUCCGGUAACGGCCGCCAUAAUGGAGAAGCUACAACCUAUUGCUACAGCUGCCACUAUAGCAGUAGAUGAAUGUGAUUUUGGUACUUCUUUGGAAUUGGGUAUAGAUUUAUUUUGCAGUGGUUAUACACAAUUACAUGCUUUAGUUCAUUCGUUGCUGGUGCCGGCGUAUUCUUUGUUAAAAAGGCCUCAGUUUAUAGCUAUUUCAAAGGCUCAUUUAGAUCGCCGGGUGAAAUCUAUACACUUGAGCAUGUUUGAUUAUGAUAAGUGAAUUUGUUUUUCAAGUCUUUUUUUAUAAAAUAAAAGUAUUAACAAGAAA